AGGUUAAAUUGAGCAUUUGUGCAACACAGCUUCUUGCAGAAGGACCACCACACUGGUUUACACUUAGGAAAAUAUGAGAAUAAGCAGGGAGUGUUCUCUCUGAACUAAAAAAAAAAUAAAUCUGUGCCUUGCUGAGGACAGCUGCAGGAAUCGGACACUUGAAUCAAUGUUAUCGGAUGAGUUAGAAUCCAAGCCUGAGCUGCUGGUUCAGUUUGUUCAGAAUACUUCUAUUCCACUGGGGCAAGGGCUAGUGGAAUCGGAACCAAAAGAUAUCACCUGUCUUUCUCUCCUUCCUGUUACUGAGACCUCAGAAUGCAACAGGCUCAUGUUGCCAGAUGAUGAAAGAGAUCUCACUUCUCCAAGUCACACUAAUGCUUCCAAAGAUGUUUCUUCAUCUGCUGUCUUGAGAAGUCUCCAGGUAAAUGUGGGCCCUGAUGGAGAGGAAACAAGGGCACAGAAUGUACAGAAACCAUCUGAACUUCUGUCAACUCCAGAGACUUCCAGUUUAUUGCAAGACCUCCAGCCCAGUGACAGCACUUCAUUUAUUCUUCUCAACCUAACAAGAGCAGGGCUGGGGUCUCCAGCAGAGCACUUGGUGUUUGUUCAAGAUGAAGCAGAAGAUUCUGGGAAUGACUUCCUCUCUCAUGAUAGCACAGACAGCAGUACCCCAUGGUUCCUGCGAGUGCAAGAAUUGGCCCAUGACAGUUUAAUUGCUGCCACUCGGGCACAGCUCGCUAAGAACGCCAAAGCAAGCAAUAAUGGUGAAAAUGUUCAUCUUUGCUCAGGAGAUGGGCAGCCGAAAGACUCUAGCCCCAUUCCUCAUUUAUCUCGCGUGGAAAGGAAGCUGAAGUGCACAGUUGAGGGCUGCGAUCGGACAUUUGUGUGGCCAGCUCACUUCAAGUAUCAUCUGAAAACACACCGUAAUGACCGCUCCUUCACCUGCCCAGCAGAAGGCUGUGGAAAAAGUUUCUACGUCUUGCAGAGGCUGAAGGUGCACAUGAGAACUCACAAUGGUGAAAAACCCUUUGUGUGCACAGAGCUGGGCUGUGGGAAACAGUUCACGACAGCUGGAAACCUGAAGAACCACCUACGAAUUCACACUGGGGAAAAACCCUUUCUGUGUGAGGCACAGGGAUGUGGUCGCUCUUUUGCUGAAUACUCCAGCCUUCGGAAACAUUUGGUUGUCCACUCAGGAGUGAAGCCCCAUCAGUGCCAAAUUUGUGGGAAGACAUUUUCCCAGAGUGGUAGCAGAAAUGUGCAUAUGAGGAAACAUCACUCCCGAAUUGGAACAGCUGGCAGCAGAGAGCGAGAACAGCCAGAGUCACUGAUGGGCAGCAGUUUGCUGGAAGAGUCUACAGUGCAUAGUAAGAAUCUCAUCUCCAUGAACUCUCAGCCGAGCCUUGGUGUUGAGUCUCUGCACCUGCCAGACACCGAGUCUAUUAUUGGAGUAGAGGAGGGUGAGACCAGCUGCUCUUUUUUCCGCCCUCUUAUAUGUGGUGACUGAAGUGGGAUUGGUCAUUCCUCCUAGAGGCUCACCAUUUUGCAGUGGAAUGAGUGAACAUUGCUUUAACUGUGCACAGAGUAGGUGGGUAGAUGGAGAAUGAAUCAUAAAACUGGAGUUGGAGAAGACCUACCGGACCAAGUUUCUCUCUUGCAGAGCUUAAAAGGUGAAGUCUGCUGCUUAGGUGUCAUUAGCCCAUGUCGUGGAACACCAUUUCAAAACUGUUUAUGCAGUCCCUUCUCCCAAAGCCUAAAGUGUUUGUUUUGCUGGAGCACCUAGGAGCCCCAGUUAAGGACCAGGACCUCGUUGUGCUAGGCACUGUACAAACAUUCAGUAUCUUGAGCAACAGGCCUUCCUUCCAUCCUUUACCUUCAGAGACUAUAUUCUAAUACAUCUCACUGUCAGAAGCUGACUUACUAUCUGAAAUAAAUGUACUACUUGAUAUCAUUUAAUUA
This is a messenger RNA of Leptosomus discolor (cuckoo roller), 1956 nucleotides long. It is a transcript of the gene ZNF410, whose product is annotated as zinc finger protein 410. NCBI's taxonomy places the organism in Eukaryota, Metazoa, Chordata, Aves, Leptosomiformes, Leptosomidae. Gene Ontology annotation, biological process: regulation of transcription by RNA polymerase II. The record is from RefSeq and is a predicted model, not a curated record. Gene Ontology annotation, molecular function: DNA-binding transcription factor activity, RNA polymerase II-specific; RNA polymerase II cis-regulatory region sequence-specific DNA binding; transcription coregulator activity. Gene Ontology annotation, cellular component: chromatin; transcription regulator complex; nucleus.